UCAUUUGAAGUAUCACAUGUGUCAAGUUCAAAUAUUCUUUGUUUUUCUAAUUGUUAUUUAAUUUUAUUCUUAUUUAAUUGUUUAAAAUUAUGGAUAAUUUUGUAGAAAGAUGGAAUUCCAAUGAAAAAGUGAUCAAUCAAAUUAUUAAAUCUCUUGCAGUUUGUAAAGACGAUGACAGUGAAGAGUCUGAGAAUAUAACAAAAGCUGCUGCAAUAAAAAUCAAAAAGCAUAAAGAAAAAUUGUUGUUGAAUAAAAAAAAGUCAAAAGAGAAGAAAAUUAAAGCUAAACCAAGUCCGGUUGUUGUCGCCGAUGGAGCUUUGAUUUUUUCCAAAUUUGAUCUUGUUCAACAACAGCAGCAACAAGAUGGUAAAAAGCGACAAUCUAAAGAUGAGAAAUUGAAGAAAAGGUUCAAAAUGUUGAAAAAACAAGGGGAACGACUAUCCAAACUUGUAGAAUCCGGAGAAACUGAUGUAGCUGAUAAAAUAAGAAAUGAAAGCGCUUGGAGAAACGCUCUGGAAAAGGCCGAAGGUAAUAAAGUUUUCGAUGACCCAAAGAGACUACAAGCUUCAUUAAAGAAACACAAGAAGACGAAAAUAAAACACGCCAAGGAAUGGGCUCACCGGAAGAAAGAAGUGGAAAAGGAUAAACGGAAAAGACAAGAGAAACGGGAAAGAAACAUCAACAAAAAGAUUCUUUCAAAAAAGAAGAAUAAAAAAUCAAAGAAAUAAUUGAAACAAAUUAAUCAACUUUGGUGAAUUUAAUUUAGUUUUAUUUUAUUUUUGAUUAUUAUUACAAUUUACAAACUGCAAAA
Panonychus citri (citrus red mite) is the source of this 811-nucleotide messenger RNA. It is a transcript of the gene Surf6, whose product is annotated as surfeit locus protein 6 homolog. The coding region runs from base 90 to 728 and encodes 212 amino acids. The transcript has 2 exons. Lineage: Eukaryota; Metazoa; Arthropoda; Arachnida; Trombidiformes; Tetranychidae. Gene Ontology annotation, molecular function: RNA binding; DNA binding. Gene Ontology annotation, biological process: ribosomal small subunit biogenesis; ribosomal large subunit biogenesis. The record is from RefSeq and is a predicted model, not a curated record. Gene Ontology annotation, cellular component: nucleolus.